CGUAGCGAUGGCGCCGCCCCAGCUCCCGGCGCUGCUGCUGCUGCUGCUCGGCGCGGGAAUUCCGGGAAUUCCGGCAAAUUUGGGAAUUCCGGGAGUUUCGGGAACUUCGGGGAUUUCGGGGAUUUUGGGGAUUCCGGCGGCGCCGGCCCCGGGAAGGAACCGCGGGGAACUCCCAGCUCCCUCCCAUCGCCGCCCUCGCUCCGUGGCCGCCUCCCCGUGGCUCCGCUGGGUCCCGUUCCGCGGCUCCGUCCCUCCCGACGCCGUUUCCAGCCUCAACCUCCGCUCGGGCCGCCCCGAGUUCGUGUGUUCCACGCGGGCCCGCGGCUGCAACCUCGGCUCCUUCGACCCCGCCCGCGGCCCCUUCUGCUCCUACCCCUGGCACGAGCGGGAGCUGCGCAGCUCCGACUUCCAGCUGCUCCUAAAUCCCGGCGGCUUCGAGGCGCUGGACUGGGCGGCCGCGUCCUUCGGCGGGACGCCGCCGGGAGCCGUCGAGGGCUGUCCGCUGAUCGACCUGUUCGUGGGCCGCAGCCCCGAGGGGCUGGGCAAGGUCUCCAAGGAGCAGCAGGCGCUGUUCGUGGCCGCGGAGGGCGAGGAGCUUUGGUACAAGUGGUACCAAGUGCUCGUGGUGCGCCAAGACCCCGUCGAUGUCUCCAUCGCCGACGUUUCCUACAACGGCACCGCGGCGCUGGAGAGCUCCGAGGAUGAGGAGCUGGCCGAGGCGCCGGCCAGGAACGAAGGCUGCGAGGCGGCCUCCAGCUGGGUCACCUUGCAGGAGGCCACCGAGGCGGAGCAGGGCUGGAGCGCCGAGCUGCCGGCGCUGGCGGCCGUUCGCGGCGUUCUCCGCGCAUCCCCGCUGCUGCUGGCCGAGCCGCACGGGUGGGCUUUGGGCAACGCCACCACCGUGCCGUGGGUCGGCGGCGCCACCGUCACCGAGUUCGUGUCGCGGGCUCACCGCGUCCGGCAGGAGAUCCCGGCGCGCUCCGAGUGCUCCGUGGUUCUCCGCGGGCUCCGGCGCCGCCUCCGGGUCCCGUUCGAGGCGCGGCUGACGCGGGAGUUCCGCUCGGGCCGCCCGCACCGCGUGCGCAUCGCGGGCACGGCCUGGAGCGAAGGGGUCACCGGGGUCCGCGCCGGGCUCGGGACGUGCCGCCGCAUCGCCGAGCUGCCGCCCUGCCCCGGCUGGGGCUGAACCCCUGCAAUCCUGCUUUGCACCCCAAAAAAACCCCCACAUCCGUGGGAUUGCUCGGCUUCAGCGCGGGGAUUUCGGGUUUUGCGGUAUAAAGGUGACCCCAAAA
Molecule: messenger RNA, 1292 nt
Organism: Camarhynchus parvulus
Lineage: Eukaryota; Metazoa; Chordata; Aves; Passeriformes; Thraupidae
Product: natterin-3-like
Exons: 3
Coding region: 8-1186 (392 amino acids)
Source: RefSeq, a predicted model, not a curated record